AAAACAUUUGAUUUCUGAACGCAAAACAGGGGCGUAAAAUAAUCCGCCAUCUUGUUCCAGUGACAAUUUAGGAUUUAAUUUAGUUUUAAACCCGUCUUUUUUCAAUUAAUCCGAUAGUUAAAGUGAUAUUUUGUGAGCUGUGGUGUGUUUAAAAAGCCUGUGAUAUUUUUGUGUACAAUUAUUUUGUUUACUAUACGCAUAACUUGACAUUAUUAGUUGACCGAUUUUGACGUCGAAGGAACAACUAGUAAUAAUCAAAAUGGGUACAAGAGAGGACGAAUACGAUUAUUUAUUCAAAGUUGUUUUGAUUGGCGAUUCGGGAGUCGGAAAGAGCAGUCUCCUCUCACGUUUUACUAGAAAUGAAUUCAAUUUAGAAUCAAAAUCUACAAUAGGUGUGGAGUUUGCAACAAGAAGUAUAGAGGUGGACGGCAAAACCAUAAAGGCCCAGAUAUGGGACACGGCGGGCCAGGAGAGGUAUCGCGCGAUCACGUCAGCGUACUACCGCGGCGCGGUGGGCGCACUACUGGUGUACGACAUCGCCAAGCAUCUCUCGUACGAGAACGUGGAGCGAUGGCUGCGCGAGCUGCGCGACCACGCCGACCAGAAUAUCCUCAUCAUGCUCGUGGGCAACAAGAGCGAUCUCAGGCACCUUAGGUCAAUCCCAACAGAAGAAGCGAAGGCGUUCGCGGAACGGAACGGGCUCAGUUUUAUUGAAACGUCAGCGCUGGACUCCACCAACGUAGAGCCGGCCUUCCAGAACAUAUUAACCGAGAUCUACAGGAUCGUAUCGCAGAAGCAAAUGCGCGACCCGCCCGAAGGUGACGUCAUCCGGCCCGACGCGGAGCCGGCCGACGUGCGGCCAUCAGGCGCCGACUCUGUGCGCAAGCAGUGCUGCCAGUAGUGCGAGAAGUCCAGUUAACUUUGGAGUGGAAGAGAGAAGUGAACGGAAUACAAACGCAAGUUAAUGAAUCAUUCCCAAACGCCACCAGCCGGCUCCACCUCUAACAAGCAAUACACACAGACAGACAUGUUGCCAGCACUUCAUAUACAACCUGCCAUUGUAACUACUACACUCCAGCAAGGUUUGAUCUAUACACGUUUCUAGUAAAAAUGCUAAGGCAGUUGUAAUACAAGUCUCUAAUAAACUAAAGAAUGAUGGGCAAAGUGUUACUGUUAAGCGGAAUUUACAUUACGAAAUUAGUUUCACAACAUUCAUUUCAUCAUCAGUUGCAUGUGUAAACGUCUAAUUUCGUAAUGCAUGUAUUUAUUACUUUGAAAUAUGACAAAAUAUAGAAUUGUUCCUCUUUAUUUAUGUAUUACAAAAUCAAUCCACAUUAACACCAUAUUAGUAGGUGUCUACAUUGCACCUGUAUGAAACCGGGGCGGGUCGCUAGUAAAAGAUAAACAAACGCCGAAACCUCUGAGAAACGCCUAAGCGACCCGCUUAGCCCGUCGCUUUAGACCUUUUGGAGUAAGGUUUUUCACUGGUGUUAUGAUUUCGUUGUCAGUUCGCGGUCACAAGUUCGUAUAGGCCGCGUAUGGUGCGCCUUCUACGCAUUUCAAGCAAUAUCAAGUUCGAUUCUCCCGAACAAUUUUGUAUGGGACUUUUUUGUGAACUUUCCACAUGCUUAAACAUCUAGAACUAUAGAAAGAUCUGGACGUGGAAAACUGACUAGGGUACCCUGAGGGAGCUUGAAAACUAUCAUUCGGAGAGGCAUUGUCCUAAAACAAAAAAUCUUCAAAACCUCAGACCACUGGGUGAACCGGUGGAAAAAAGAUGGCCACUGAACAAAAAAAAAUCAUGUCAAAAAAAUUUCCUUAAUUUUCAAGAGGCCCUCCAGAACAUUUUUGUGUGGAACUUUUUUUCUCUUACUAUUUGUAUGUGUAGAACUUAUGGGUCUUUCUUCAGGAAAAAUAUAUCACUUCAUGAAUGUGGAAAAUCUACCAGAGUAACCCAAGGCAUAAUUGAGGGUAUGCACACUUUCACCAUCAUUCUUUAAGAUAACUUACUUUUAAAUCAGUCAGUUAAGAUUGGUAUUCGACCAAAAGCACCUUGUCAAUAUUUAAUUUUUUUCUAAUUGGAAGGUAUAUUUAUAAACAAAAGUGACGUUUGUGGACGACACUAUAUUUUACAGAGCUGGAAACUUGUAUAAAAUCUAAACUUUCACUCAGUCUGUGCGCUCCCAUGAUACUUCGAAGAUCGGUAUUGUUCGUGCAUGUUCGUACGAGUCGAAUUCGUACGAAAACGCAUCCAAAGUGCGUCCAGUC
Molecule: messenger RNA, 2268 nt
Organism: Maniola jurtina (meadow brown)
Lineage: Eukaryota; Metazoa; Arthropoda; Insecta; Lepidoptera; Nymphalidae
Gene: Rab11
Product: ras-related protein Rab-11A-like
Exons: 6
Coding region: 260-901 (213 amino acids)
Biological process (GO): exocytosis
Cellular component (GO): recycling endosome
Molecular function (GO): GTPase activity; GTP binding
Source: RefSeq, a predicted model, not a curated record